Molecule: messenger RNA, 1914 nt
Organism: Plasmodium adleri (nom. inval.)
Lineage: Eukaryota; Apicomplexa; Aconoidasida; Haemosporida; Plasmodiidae
Product: GTPase-activating protein, putative
Exons: 2
Coding region: 1-1914 (637 amino acids)
Biological process (GO): activation of GTPase activity; intracellular protein transport
Molecular function (GO): GTPase activator activity
Source: RefSeq, a predicted model, not a curated record
AUGAAUGAUAACAAUUUUUUUGAAGACUUGUACGAAUUAAAUUUUGAGGAUUUUUUAAAAAAUUUCAUGAGCAUAUUAUUUUCCUCUAAAGAAUAUGCAAAUAAUAAUAAUGAUGAUAUAGAUAAAUCUGAUAUAUAUGAAAAUAAUAAUUAUAUAUUAAAAAAGAAUGAUAUAAAAAAGAGCGCCUUAAGUUUUAUAGCAAAUAAUAUUAUCAAUAAUACAGAAAAUAUAAAAUUAUAUAGAAGAAUAUAUUGGCCUUUACUAUUAGGUAUAUAUAAAGCAGAUAACUUGGAAGAUUUAAUUAAAGAUAUUAAGAAAAAAAGAGAUUUAUAUAUACAAGAUAAAGAAGAAUAUAUUAUUAAACCAAUUAAUUUAAAUAUUCAAAAAUUAGAUCCACAAAUAUUCCAUCCAUUGUCAUCAGAUGAUAAAAAUCCAUGGACAUUAAAACAAAAAAAUCAAGAAUUAAAAGAAGAAAUCAAACAAGAUAUUUUAAGAACAUAUUCUGAAAAAAAAAUUUUCCAAAAUGAAGAAAUUAGAGAAAUAUUAAAUAAUAUUUUAUUUAUAUGGGCAAAAAAAAAUCCAGACAUAUCUUAUAAACAAGGAAUGAAUGAAAUACUAGCCAUUUUUUUUAUUGUCAACUACCGUGAACACCUUCAUAAUAAUAAUGAUUUUUAUGAAGAUCAAAACAAACUCUUUUAUAAAGAAUUUUCUAAUCUUUUUGACAAAGAAUAUAUCGAAGCAGAUACAUAUAUCAUAUUUGAUCAUUUUAUGAAUAUGGGAUUAAAAUAUUUAUUUACAUCCAUGGAUGAAAAAAAAAACUCAACCAAUAAAAAUACAUGUAAAACAGUUCUCUUACAUAAAUGCACAUAUAUAUUUCAUAAGUUACUAAAAAAUUCGGAUAAAUUAUUAUACAAUCAUUUAAUAUCAUUAAGUAUUGAGCCACAAAUAUUUUUGCUCAGAUGGAUACGUCUCUUUUAUUGUAGAGAAUUUCCUAUUGACGAUACAGUUAUUUUAUGGGACAAUAUUUUUGCAGAUUCGUAUCUUAAAAAUUGCGAUUCCCACCUCAACAUCGAUUUUAAAGGAGACAAUAUCGAGAUUGCUCAUAUGAUAUGCAGAAUCUUUCCUAUGGUGGAUUAUUUUGCUAUUUCCAUGAUACUAUUUAUUAGGUCCUUCUUAUUAGAGAGUGAUGAAAAUUAUUGCUUGAAGAGACUGUUUAAAUACCCUCCUGUAGAAAAUAUAAAAAUUUUAAUCGACUUGUCCUUCAAAAUAAAACAAAGAAAUGAGAAAAAAGAAAAACAUACAAAAAAGGAGGAACCUCAUAUAAUUCACAAUAACAAUUUAAGCAAAAAAGAAGAUAUAUUUAAUUUAACAUUUAACAAUAAUAAUAGUAUAACUGGUGAAUUAAAUAUACAUAAUAUAAACAGUAACAUGAACAAUAAUAUGAGCAAUAACAUGAACAAUAAUAUGAGCAAUAAUAUGAGCAAUAACAUGAACAGUAACAUAAACAAUAACAUGAACAGUAACAUAAACAAUAACAUGAUCAAUAACAUAAACAGUAACAUAAACAAUAGUCGUUAUAAUAAUAACAAUGAUAUGAAAAACGAAUAUAUGGACAAAAACAACCACCAUUCAAACGUCAAUAAUUUAUCUUAUAACAAGAUAAUACCAAAUAUACAUAAAAUUAAUAAUAUAGCUUAUAUAAAUAAAAAACUAUUAAAAGUUAUUCAUAAUUUAAACAAUUUAUAUACCUAUAAUAUGAUAAAUGAACAACAUUAUAAAACUGAAUUACAACAAAAUAUAUUUCAUUUGAAUGAAAUUUAUAAUGAGCUAAAAAACAUACAACACUCAUAUGAUGAUAGUGUAUCAGAAAAUAUACAAUUGGAUAAGACGAAUGAUUUACCCUCCAUAUAUUAG